GAAUUCUUGUGGGCGGAGAAGAGAUUCCGGUUCCGGGUGUUUUCAUUUCCCAGUCGGAGGUUUUCAGACCUUCGAUUAUGACAUUUGUCUCUCUUCACUGACAACAGAAUAAAUUACCCUUUGCUUCACUGAAACGAGUCCCACCGAAGCCGCGAACAUGACGACCCGUUCGGAGAGAGAGAAGGCCCAGAAACUUAACGAGCAGCACCAGGCCAUCCUGUCCAAAAUGCUGAGGGAGGAAGACAACAAGUACUGCGCCGACUGCGAAGCGAAAGGUCCAAGAUGGGCAUCCUGGAAUCUGGGAGUUUUCAUCUGCAUCCGGUGUGCAGGCAUCCACAGGAACCUGGGGGUACACAUAUCCAGAGUGAAAUCAGUCAACCUGGACCAAUGGACCUCAGAACAGAUCCAGAGUAUACAGGAAAUGGGUAACACCAAGGCCCGGCAGCUUUAUGAAGCCAACCUUCCAGACAGCUUCAGAAGACCUCAGACAGACCAAGCAGUUGAAUUCCUCAUCAGGGAUAAAUACGAAAAGAAGAAAUACUACAACAAGAAUGGAAUUAAUAUGAGCAGUCCGAAAGAUAGUAAGAAAGAGAAGGAGCCGGACAGAGGGAGCAAGGUGUCAUCUUACACCAAGAGUGAAGAAUCCAGGCCUGCUCCCAAAAUCAGUCCUGCAAAGACUUCAGAGCCCCCUGUGAACUUACUAGGCCUUGACACGCCCGCCGCGGCAGCAUCAGCUAACAGUGGUAACACAAGCACAAACCAGAACAAUGACCUGGAUAUAUUUGGCCCCAUGGUGUCCAACCCUCUGCCAUCAUCCACAUCUGCAGCUCAGUUUUCUCAGGGAAGCUCCAGUACCUCGGCGAGCACUCCGACACAAGCUCUGGCUGCUGGAGUCGGAGCCAGCUCAGGGUCAGGACAGGUUGACCUGGACCUGUUCAGCGACAACAGUAGCGCCACUAAAGCCGAGGACGGAGCCAAGAAGCCGCUGUCCAAGGACUCUAUUCUGUCACUGUAUGGAACCAACAACAUGUCCCAGCAGGCCCCUGCUGCCGGCAUGUUCGUGGGCCCCUCUCAGAUGCAGUUUCCUGUCCAGGCCACCCCAGGUUAUCAGGCCUUUCCUGGCAUGGGUACAGCUGUGCCGCCCACCACUGUCAUGGGUGCAAUGAUGGCCCAGGGUGGCACAGCCAUGAUGGGGCCAAAUCCAGCCAUGAUGGUCGGGAUGACGAUGCCAAAUGGCUUCAUGGGAAACGCGCCUGCAGCUGGUGUUAUGGGCAUGGCCCCCAGAAUGAUGGGACCACAGGGGGCUGCAAUGCCUGCAGGCAUGAUGCCCGCUCAGGGCAUGUACGCCAUCCAGCCGGGACAGCAGGCUCAGUGGAGCAUGGGUCAGGUCAACCAGCAGAUGUCAGGGCUGACUCUGAACGGUGCCGGAGGUCAGAUGGCCUUCGGUCAGCCUCCGUCAGCCAUGGGCAGUUGGGCAGCCGCUGGAUCCGGUCAGACUCUGAGCACGCAGCUAUGGAAGUAAGCCUUCGAGCGCUUUGGGCAGAGUAGGAGCAGAGGUUGCAGAAAGUGCAAAUGAACAUUUGUGCUUUUUUUUGGACCUUGCUAUGAACUGAUGCCCCUUUCCAUCACGGACCAGCCUUCAGAACAUGACAAUUGUAUCGCCCUCUCUUUUUUCCCCUCUUUCUUCCUUUCUGUCUCUCUUUCUCUCUAUUGUGUGAGUGAAUUGGGAGUAAUACAGGAUUACAGUUUGGCAGCUUCUGCCUCCUAACUUUUAUUUUCCUUUUUUGGAAAAAAACAAAAUAUAAGGAAACCGUCCCAACAUCGACAUAUCAGUAAAGCUGCAGGACCAGUUACACAAGCUUUUAUUGUAUCUCUGUAUCAAUAUCAGAUUCUAGAACAUUUAAAUAAUUAGUAUUUAAAGGGAGGAGAUGUGACUAUCAAGUCAGUCAGUGCGGCUCCCAGAUGUACAGCGCUGUAUAACCUUCUUUUAAAGUACUUGUGGUUCCCCUAUAAAAUUAAACUGAUAAAACGUA
Messenger RNA from Girardinichthys multiradiatus, 2033 nucleotides. RefSeq names its product stromal membrane-associated protein 1-like. The coding region runs from base 158 to 1522 and encodes 454 amino acids. The transcript is spliced from 10 exons. Gene Ontology annotation, molecular function: GTPase activator activity; metal ion binding. Gene Ontology annotation, biological process: regulation of clathrin-dependent endocytosis. NCBI's taxonomy places the organism in Eukaryota, Metazoa, Chordata, Actinopteri, Cyprinodontiformes, Goodeidae. The record is from RefSeq and is a predicted model, not a curated record.